AGCUUUUUAGGUGCAAACAACUCUAUCGUUAGACUCGAACUCUAAUCGUUGACGAUCGGUCGCUAUAACGAACAUCAUGUCGAACCCUCGAGCCAAGCCGAUACCACCCCCGACUAAAACAUCGAACCGUUCUCCAGCCCCAAAGAACCCGCCAACGAAAAAGCCAGCCCCAAAACCUCCCGCGAAGUCUCCUAGUGGUCCAACAAAACCAGUCCCAGCAGGCGUCAGAUCAAAUCCAACAAAGAACCCAACCGCCAAACCAGCUGAGCCAGCCCCUACGGGCAAUUGGAUCAAUCGUACCGUGCAAAAUAGUGUAGCAGGCGUAGGCAACUACGCAGGAAGUCUGAUUACUGGAGUGGGCAAUAGCGUCAACAAAGUCGGCAUGGGCGUUGGCGAGCGCAUCUCGGACACCACUCGAGGCUGGGGCCAGGGCGUAGCAGGUUAUGGCAACGAUAUCAAAGACUCGGUCGGCGUCGGCGGACCACGGGUCGCGACCGGUGGCAAUCCCUUGGGCCUCGCUGGACAGGGCUCUUCAAAGAACAUGCCGUUGCCGGCAAGCAAGACGAAGAGUGCGGCGGAAAAGAACAAGGCCGCAAACAAUCCAAAGACGAGCGCUGUCAAUCCGUUGGGCAUCUGAGCGAUGCGGCUGUGUGACACUGCAUGGCAAGAAGGCGGACACAAUCAAGUGAAGAGAGAAUUUCUGUUUCUGGUCAACGAAUCUC
Zymoseptoria tritici IPO323 is the source of this 722-nucleotide messenger RNA. RefSeq lists its product as uncharacterized. The record is from RefSeq and is a predicted model, not a curated record. NCBI's taxonomy places the organism in Eukaryota, Fungi, Ascomycota, Dothideomycetes, Mycosphaerellales, Mycosphaerellaceae. The transcript has 2 exons. Bases 77 to 637 code for a protein of 186 amino acids.